GAACCCAGCAGCCGUGGACCCCGCAGAGCCGCCAGCCCCGGGCAUGUUUCGAGACUUCGGGGAACCCGGCCCGAGCUCCGGGAACGGCGGCGGGUACGGCGGCCCCGCGCAGCCCCCGGCCGCAGCGCAGGCAGCCCAGCAGAAGUUCCACCUCGUGCCAAGCAUCAACACCAUGAGUGGCAGUCAGGAGCUGCAGUGGAUGGUACAGCCUCAUUUCCUGGGGCCCAGCAGUUACCCCAGGCCUCUGACCUACCCUCAGUACAGCCCCCCACAACCCCGGCCAGGAGUCAUCCGGGCCCUGGGGCCGCCUCCAGCGGUACGUCGAAGGCCUUGUGAACAGAUCAGCCCGGAGGAAGAGGAGCGCCGCCGAGUAAGGCGCGAGCGGAACAAGCUGGCUGCGGCCAAGUGCAGGAACCGGAGGAAGGAACUGACCGACUUCCUGCAGGCGGAGACUGACAAACUGGAAGAUGAGAAAUCCGGGCUGCAGCGAGAGAUUGAGGAGCUGCAGAAGCAGAAGGAGCGCCUGGAGCUGGUGCUGGAAGCCCACCGACCCAUCUGCAAAAUCCCAGAAGGAGCCAAGGAGGCGGACACAGGCAGUACCAGCAGCACCAGCAGCCCACCAGCCCCCUGCCGCCCUGUACCUUGUAUCUCCCUUUCCCCAGGGCCUGUGCUUGAACCUGAGGCACUGCACACCCCCACACUCAUGACCACACCCUCCCUAACUCCUUUCACCCCCAGCCUGGUCUUCACCUACCCCAGCACUCCUGAGCCCUGUGCCUCAGCUCAUCGCAAGAGUAGCAGCAGCAGCGGAGACCCAUCCUCUGACCCCCUUGGCUCUCCAACCCUCCUCGCUUUGUGAGGCGCCCGAGCCCUACUGCCUGCUGAUGCCACCCUAGCCAACAUCUUGUCCCCUUCCCCACCGGUCCAGCUGGCCUGGACAGUAUCCCACAUCCAACUCCCGCAGCUUCUUCUCCAUCCCUCUAAUGAGACUGACCAUAUUGUGCUUCACAGUAGAGCCACCUUGGGGCCACCAAAGCUGCCCACUGUUUCUCUAGAGCUGGCCUCUCUAGCACAAUUUGCACUAAAUCAGAGACAAAAUAUUUCCCAUUUGUGCCAGAGGAAUCCUGGCAGCCCAGAGACUUUGUAGAUCCUUAGAGGUCCUCUGGAGCCCUAACCCCUUCCAGAUCACUGCCACAUUCUCCAUCACCCUCUUCCUGUGAUCCACCCAACCCCCUAUCCCCUGACAGAAGGUGCCACUUUACCCACCUAGAACACUAACUCACCAGCCCCACUGCCAGCAGCAGCAGGUGAUUGGACCAGGCCAUUCUGCCGCCCCCUCCUGAACCGCACAGCUCAGGAGGCGCCCAUGGCUUCUGUGAUGAGCUGGUCUGCAGAUCUCAGCUUUGAGAAGCCUUCAGCUCCAGGGAAUCCAAGCCUCCACAGCGAGGGCAGCUGCUAUUUAUUUUCCUAAAGAGAGUAUUUUUAUACAAACCUACCAAAAUGGAAUAAAAGGCUUGAAGCUGUGGCCUGAGUGCCUCACUGGA
Molecule: messenger RNA, 1544 nt
Organism: Nomascus leucogenys (northern white-cheeked gibbon)
Lineage: Eukaryota; Metazoa; Chordata; Mammalia; Primates; Hylobatidae
Gene: FOSL1
Product: FOS like 1, AP-1 transcription factor subunit
Biological process (GO): regulation of transcription by RNA polymerase II
Cellular component (GO): nucleus
Molecular function (GO): RNA polymerase II cis-regulatory region sequence-specific DNA binding; DNA-binding transcription factor activity, RNA polymerase II-specific
Source: RefSeq, a predicted model, not a curated record